Messenger RNA from Clupea harengus (Atlantic herring), 963 nucleotides. RefSeq names its product odorant receptor 131-2-like. Bases 1 to 963 code for a protein of 320 amino acids. The transcript has a single exon. NCBI's taxonomy places the organism in Eukaryota, Metazoa, Chordata, Actinopteri, Clupeiformes, Clupeidae. The record is from RefSeq and is a predicted model, not a curated record.
AUGACCCUGUCCUGUCUGCAUGUGACCACAGCAUUGGCUCAGGUCAUCGUGUGGCCCUUCAUCCUCGUUGACCUUUUCAUGCUGCUGGUCUACUUGAGGAGACCGGUGCUAAGAGCAGAGGCUCGUUAUGUCCUGUUUGCCCAGACCUUGUACGCCGACUCCAUCUUCCUUCUGCUCACUAACUUUGGACUGAUCUCUUACUAUGUGAACCUGCUGGUACCUAUGUGGUUCUGCAUCCCACUGUGCAUUGUAAUGGAUGCUUUGGCCCAGGUCUCGCCCAACAUCAUCCUGGUCAUGUGCCUGGAGCGAUACGUUGCUGUCUGCAUGCCUCUCAGGCACGUCAACAUCUUCACCCCCCAGAGGACCAUCCUCAUCAUCAUCAUAGUCUGGCUCCUCUCCUUCAUCCGGCCUGUCGUAGAUUUGAUCAUCUUUCUCACUUACAUUGCAGAGAGCUACUUUUAUAAGAGUACCUCUUGUUCAUACGAGGUGCUACUGCAGCAGGACUGGCAUAUGUUGAUGAGGGGCAAUGUGUAUAUCCUUAAGCUUGUGUUUACUGUGCUUAUCUUGUGCUUCUCCUACGGGUCUAUCAUGUUGGUUGCUAAAAGGGCCUCAGGUGACAACAGACAGGCUGCUUCAAAGGGGCAGCGCACCAUGCUGCUUCACGUCUUACAGCUCUUCUUCUGCACACUGGAGGCCGUUAGCCCCUUUAUAGAAGCGCGGAUCCUUGAGAUGAGGGACAUCAAUUUGUUUCUCAUUGUGCGUUACUUUGAUUUUUUGGCGUUCCACAUUUUCUCCAGAGCGAUAAGUCCUCUCAUCUAUGGUUUCAGGGAUGAGAAGUUCUAUUCUGCUCUGAUGUACUAUGCCUGCUGUAAGUGUAAUCACAUCUCCUCACACCCUAAGGUUCCCCCAAAGUGGCAAGUUAAAUACCCAAAUAACAAGGAGUUGGAAAAUACACAAAAGUGA